This is a messenger RNA of Leptonychotes weddellii (Weddell seal), 2963 nucleotides long. NCBI's taxonomy places the organism in Eukaryota, Metazoa, Chordata, Mammalia, Carnivora, Phocidae. The record is from RefSeq and is a predicted model, not a curated record.
CGGUCCCGGGGAGGCCUGGGGCCGCUGGCUUGUGCGCCGUCUCGGCCGCCCCCGCUUUCGCCGCCGCCGCCGCCGCCGCCGCCCCGGGCAUGUCGUCCAACUGCACCAGCACCACGGCGGUGGCGGUGGCGCCGCUCAGCGCCAGCAAGACCAAGACCAAGAAGAAGCAUUUCGUGUGCCAGAAAGUGAAGCUAUUCCGGGCCAGCGAGCCGAUCCUCAGCGUCCUGAUGUGGGGGGUGAACCACACGAUCAAUGAGCUGAGCAAUGUCCCUGUGCCUGUCAUGCUAAUGCCAGAUGACUUCAAAGCAUACAGCAAGAUCAAGGUGGACAAUCAUCUCUUCAAUAAGGAGAACCUCCCCAGCCGCUUCAAGUUUAAGGAGUACUGCCCCAUGGUGUUCCGGAAUCUCCGGGAGAGGUUUGGGAUUGAUGAUCAGGAUUACCAGAACUCAGUGACGCGCAGCGCCCCCAUCAACAGCGACAGCCAGGGCCGCUGUGGCACGCGCUUCCUCACCACCUACGACCGGCGCUUUGUCAUCAAGACCGUGUCAAGUGAGGAUGUGGCUGAGAUGCACAACAUCUUAAAGAAAUACCACCAGUUCAUAGUGGAGUGUCACGGCAGCACCCUUUUGCCGCAGUUCCUGGGCAUGUACCGCUUGACCGUGGACGGCGUCGAGACCUACAUGGUGGUCACCAGGAAUGUGUUCAGCCACCGGCUCACUGUCCACCGCAAGUACGACCUCAAGGGCUCUACUGUCGCCAGAGAAGCCAGUGAUAAGGAGAAGGCCAAGGACUUGCCAACAUUCAAAGACAACGACUUCCUCAAUGAAGGGCAGAAGCUGCAUGUGGGAGAGGAGAGUAAAAAGAACUUCCUGGAAAAACUGAAGCGGGACGUAGAGUUCCUGGCCCAGCUGAAGAUCAUGGACUACAGCCUGCUGGUGGGCAUCCACGACGUGGACCGGGCGGAGCAGGAGGAGAUGGAGGUGGAGGAGCGGGCCGAGGACGAGGAGUGCGAGAACGACGGGCUGGGGGGCAACCUGCUCUGCUCCUACGGCACGCCUCCCGACAGCCCGGGCAACCUCCUCAGCUUCCCCCGCUUCUUUGGCCCCGGGGAGUUCGACCCCUCUGUUGAUGUCUAUGCCAUGAAAAGCCAUGAAAGUGCCCCCAAGAAGGAGGUCUAUUUCAUGGCCAUCAUCGAUAUCCUCACACCGUACGACACGAAGAAGAAAGCUGCCCAUGCUGCCAAGACGGUGAAGCACGGGGUUUGCUAUUUAUAAUGAAGUAUGUCAUCACCCCAUCACCCUCCCCAUCCCUGCCCUGCUCUGAGCUCCCUUUAAAGAGGCCCCCCAUGGACCCGGCCGAGGGUCCAAGCACUCUGACACCAGAGGAGAGGAAGUCAGACACCUCAGCCCUGCUGCACUGGGUCUUGUCUGGAUUAACUUUUUAAUUUUAUGGAGUACUGUGUACAACUUCCUCCACCUUUUCGCCUCGGAUCCAAGUGAAACGUUACCGGAUUCCUCCAUGUAAAUGCUGUCCUCCCGAAGGAACGCUCCAGAUCAACAUCAGGCAUCUUGGAUGAGGAGAGAUCUCCCAGGGGCGUGAGUUCAUCCUCAUGGGAUGGUUGGGGGUGGGGGUCGUGGCUGGGCACUCGGACAGCUGGUCCUCACAGAACCCCCUGGACAUCACCCAUGCCCCUGGCCCCUGGCCUUGUCACGUCCUGUCUAUAAAGCCUGCCUCCCGCUGGGUCAAGAGGAACUAGGAAGCAUCUUUACGGAUAGCAGGACCCCCAGAUGCUGCGGGGUGUCAAAUGAGGCCUUGUGCCCUCCAUCCAUUUACUUCCUCUGACCUUGGCCCAGGUGGCCGCCCUUGUACUGGAGCUUUUUGCUGGGGCCCAUCUCCACACGCCUGGGGCGCUCCUUGCAGAGAUAUGUCUUCAAGCGCCAGGGCCACCGUGUAGAUGAUCUGAUGCCCUGUGCCUGCGGUCUGUCCCCUGGACGGUCGUGGCCAGCAGGGUGUGCGCCCCCCCCCCCACCUUGGAGGGUGGCACCCAAGCCUGAGGUUGCUUCAGAGUCACUUGAGGAGGGGACCCAGGAAAUGCAACUUGGAGGCUUGAUGUGGGGGAUCGACCUGGCCCCGCCUUUGGGACUGUUUUCCUUGAUGCCCCUGUCUCGACCUUUAGCAGACCUGCCACCCCCGGGCUUCCCCAGGAGUGGCAUCCUGCAGCUUUCUUCAGGGCCUCCGCCCAGCUGCUGAGCGACCCAGUUCUCGGAACUGAGCCCCGUGCCCUCCUGUGACACCAUCAGAGCAGUCUGGUCUGGCUAGGAAGGAGACAGCCCUGUGUCGGGGGAGGUUCAUUCCUGCAUCUUCUCACCCCCUCACCAGGAACUGGGGAUUUAGGAUGAGAUAUGGUAAAACUUGUAGAUAACCCCACAGAUGCGAAGGAAGUUUGUAGAAACAUUGGAACGAAUGGAUUGGUUUCCUGUGGCUCCCGCCAAGCCUGGCCGAGCUCAGCUUCUGAAGCAGGAACCAGCACCAUCUCCGGGCCCUACCCGCAGCUUUUAGGUCAGAGAGGAAUGGAGGCAGCAUUCUUGGACCCCGCGGGGGCUGCUGGAACCGUUCUGGAAGAGGCAAACAGGUCAAACGACCGCCCUGGCUCCGGAAAGGGGUCGCAGGUAGCUCUGAACCGCAGCGGCAAGACCACCAAGUGACUUGGGGAAGAACUUGGAACCAAGCGGCUCAUGGAGAAAAUCGAUCUGACUUAGGAAGGGAUUACGUAGGAAUAAUGUUUGGACUUGAUUUCUCCACCUCCUAAUCAAGAAUGAAAAUUUAGAUCUGCCCCUCGAGAGGCCCAGCAUCUUCCGAGCUUGGCGGGCUGUGCUCCCGCCGCCGCCCGAGCCUUGGGCUCCCGCCGGCUUCCUGCAUUUGGUCCGCUGAUCAUGUUGCCAUCGUGUGUAUGAAAAGUGUCA